Messenger RNA from Penicillium riverlandense, 1683 nucleotides. RefSeq lists its product as uncharacterized. Bases 1 to 1683 code for a protein of 560 amino acids. Gene Ontology annotation, biological process: secondary metabolic process. The record is from RefSeq and is a predicted model, not a curated record. Lineage: Eukaryota; Fungi; Ascomycota; Eurotiomycetes; Eurotiales; Aspergillaceae. The transcript is spliced from 5 exons. Gene Ontology annotation, molecular function: CoA-ligase activity.
AUGUCGAUCCACCGCUCAAAAACAUGGACCAACAUCCCGGACAGCAUAUCCAUAUCACAGUUGAUGCAACACAAUGUUGAGAACACGCCUCCCGAUAAAGUCAUCUACGAAGAGGCCCUUACGGGGAGAACCGCAACAUACGGGUCAUUUCAUCGCCAGAUUCGUCGAACCGCUUUUAGUCUACGCCACGAUCUAUCCAUCCAACCAGGAGAUAUUGUGUCAAUCUCUGGAUCCAGCUCCAUCGAGUAUAUUCUGACUGCUCAUGCUGUCUGGUGGAUCGGUGGAAUUGUGAGCCCAAUCAACAACAGUCUCCAUCCAGAUGAGUUAUCUCGGGCUAUCGAUCUCGUCAAGCCGAGAUGCCUAGUGAUUGACAAGACUCUCUACGAAAAAAUUCCUGUUAUCAUGAGGACCUCCAGCCACUGCCAAUCCUCCAGCACAUUCAAGGUAUUCACGAUGGGAGAACCAACCGGCGCGAAAUGGCCACCCUUCCCAAUCAACUACUCGCCCUCCAUCGAUGAAGAACCCGAGCUGCGGGAUCCUAUCCGACCCCAAACCUUCAAUUCUAAGAAAGCCUGCGCAGCGAUCCUACUUUCUAGUGGAACAACCGGCAUGUCAAAAGCAGUCAUGCUCUCGCACUACAACCUUAUCGCUGCCUGCUUCCAGCUCCGAGAGGAUAAUCCGCAGAACUGGCGUGGAAGUCAAAGAGAGAUAUUUUUCCCGCCCUUAUCACAUGUCUAUGCGCUAUACGUCUGCUUCACCAUGGGUCUUUGGCUGGGCGCAUAUGUCUGUCUGAUGCCACGGUUCGACCUGGAGCUCUACUGUCGUCUGCUCAACGACAGGAAAGCCACGCUCGCGAGAGUAGUGCCUUCCAUUGCGAGGAUGUUGGCUGAGGACCCUGUUGUGCGUCGGUAUAAGUAUCAAUCCUUGGAGUAUUUUAGUUGCUCUGCUGCGCCGUUACAUGAAGAAACGGCGACAAAACUUAGCAAGGUUUUUCCAGGGGUUGUCUUGUGUCAGAGUAAGUUGGAAGACCUUGGGAUUGUAAUGGGCACUUGGAUACUAAUGAGGUAUUCGCAGCGUACGGAUGUACUGAGCUAUCUGGACCAUGUGUCCAAAGUGGACGAGAUCCGAUUCUUGGAUCUUGAUGGUAAAGACGUCGGGGCACGUGGGCCUGGUGAAAUUGCCUGCAGAGCACCAAAUGUUAUGAUGGGCUACAAAGACAAUCCAGAAGAGACAGCAAAUGCCAUGUUCGAAGAUGGAUGGCUCCGCACCGGAGACUUGGGAUACAUGGACGAGAAGGGAUACCUGUACAUCUAUGAUCGUUUGAAAGAAAUGGUCAAGUAUAAGGGAUUUCAGGUUUCGCCAUCUGAGUUGGAGAACGUAAUAAUUCAGCAUCCAUUGGUACACGAGGCUGCUGUAAUCGGCGCCUGGAGCUCCAAGGAAGAUACGGAGAUUCCUCGAGCGUUUGUGGUAUUGAAGAAUGCUCAAGGUAACGCUCAAGAGACUGCGAAGGAUAUCUCGGAUUUUGUCUCAACCAAGGUUUCUAACUACAAGAGAUUGAGAGGAGGUGUGGUUAUAAUUGAUGCAUUGCCAAGGAAUCCUACCGGCAAGGUGCUCAAGAAGGUAUUGAAAGAAUAUAGGGGCAAACCACAUGAUGAAGUCCAAAGGCCAGUUUCCAAGCUGUGA